This is a messenger RNA of Myripristis murdjan (pinecone soldierfish), 3547 nucleotides long. Its product is annotated as disintegrin and metalloproteinase domain-containing protein 10. Gene Ontology annotation, cellular component: plasma membrane. The transcript is spliced from 15 exons. NCBI's taxonomy places the organism in Eukaryota, Metazoa, Chordata, Actinopteri, Holocentriformes, Holocentridae. The coding region runs from base 157 to 2202 and encodes 681 amino acids. Gene Ontology annotation, biological process: membrane protein ectodomain proteolysis; Notch signaling pathway. Gene Ontology annotation, molecular function: metalloendopeptidase activity. The record is from RefSeq and is a predicted model, not a curated record.
GCUGAGUUCUGGCUUGAACUUCUUAACUAGUCACAUUCCACUGUGGGAAGGCCACAGGUAAGAGGCUGAGAAAGGAAGAAGUAAAGAGAAAAGACAUGAACAAGAGAGAGCGCGAGUGAACAAAAGAGGGGAGAAAGGCACACCAAUGAAGAAAUUAUGAGCAUUCAACACUACUGGCUGCUUCUGCUGCUGGUCAGCUGCCGGGAAGGGAUUACAGGUGCUGUCAGUGGCAUCAGCCCCUAUUUAAGGCAUUAUGAGGGACUGUCGUACGACAGGGAGGAUCUGCACAGGAAGCACCUGAGGGCCAGGAGAGCCACGCAGCCUCAGGAGUUCACACUGCAGCUGGACUUCACAGCUUUCCGCAGAGCCUUCCAGUUGCGUCUGAAGCGAAGUGCAGCAGGAUUCUCUGAACAUUUCGAGGUGGUCAGUGAAAAUGGUCGCACAGCAGCUGACCUCUCCCAUUUAUAUUCAGGAACACUAGAGGGUGCACACGGUUCAGCCUGCCAUGGCUCAGUUAUACAGGGCCAAUUUGAGGGCUCCAUCCAUACAGACAAUGGGACAUUUUACAUAGAGCCAGUCCAUAGGUACACCACCAGUGAGACUGAUCAUCACUCCAUAAUCUACCACGAGGACGACAUGGUCUUGCCGUCCAUGGGAACUGAAGCUGAUGGAUACUGUGGUGCAGGUCAUCUGCAUUACCUCUCCCAAAGCCUCAAACCCAAUGAGGAGGCGCUGGCGAGCCGGUCCAGGAGGACACCCGAUGAAUCAAAAACCAGCUGCCUGCUGCACCUCCAUGCUGACCACCUCUACUUCAAGAAGUUCAAGACUGUCGAGGCUGUCGUGGCUCAGGUUGCCUCUUACAUGCGAGCCGUGAAUGACGUCUAUGACAAGGUGGACUUUGACGGAAUCAAACUGAUCAACUUCAAAGUCAAAACCCUCAGUGUGAUCAAAAAAGAGGAUAACACAGAUCCUCUGCAGCGGCCCUUCAUCGGCCCAGAGAAGCUGCUGAGUCUGUUCUCAGAGAGCAACUGGGGGAACUACUGCCUGUCCUACCUGCUCACUAACAGAGACUACAGCGGAGUGCUGGGGCUCGCAUGGGAGGGCAAGGCAGGUAACUGGGGAGGAAUUUGUUCGAAGUACACUACCCUACGUGACGGCCGUAACUCCAGCCUGAAUACGGGUCUGAUCACAAUUCAGAACUACGGAUACUUUCUGCCGCCUCGUCAUGUCCAACUCACUCUGGCCCACGAACUGGGGCACAGCCUGGGAUCUCCGCACGAUGAGGGCUCUAACUGCGGGAACCUUGGUUCCGCUGGAGGUAAAGGCAGGUACCUGAUGUUCCCUCACGCCACGGACGAGGUGCGUGAGAACAACGAUAAGUUCUCCCCCUGCAGCAUUAAACACAUCAGCAAGAUCCUCAGGCUGAAGAAGGAUGAGUGCUUUGUGGUCAGUGACCAGCCCAUCUGUGGGAACCAGAUCGUGGAGGAAAACGAGGAGUGUGAUAUUGGUCACAACGACACAGACCUGUGCUGCUACAGCGCUAAAGAGCCUGUGGGAGUCCAGUGUCACCUCAAGCCUGGGAAAGUCUGCAGUCCCAGUCAGGGGCUGUGCUGUGGCCAGAACUGUAUGUUUAAGCCGGCGGGGGAGACCUGCGAUGAGGAGACCGACUGCCAGAAGACGAGUUUGUGUUCAGGCCUCUCGCCGUUCUGCCCAGACCCGAGCCCCAAAGACAACCUCACCGUCUGCAGUCAGGGCACCCGGGUCUGCCUCAACGGGGCUUGUGCGGAGUCUGUGUGUGUGAAGCAUGGCUUGCAGCAGUGCGACUGUCCAGGAGUCUCCAUGAAGGAGAAAUGCCACAUGUGCUGCCAGCAGCCCGAUAAGCCUGAGACAUGUGCCAGUACCACGUCCUCUGUGCUGUCCCUUCAGUUCCAGAAGAAGCGGGUGCCGCUGGUGCCCGGGGCGCCGUGCUCAGGGAACCAGGGCUACUGCGACAAAUUCCAGGUGUGUCGCCUGCUCGACGCAGACGGCCCCAUCGCCAGACUGAAAAACUCAUUCCUUAAACUGGAUGACUUCGAAGACCUGGCAGAGUGGAUGAAGGCUCACUGGUGGGCCAUCCUGCUGGCUAUCCUGACAGUGUCUGCUGUGAUGGGCUGCACCGUCUGCCUCUGUGGCCGCACCCUGGACAUGAGUGACCUGGAGUAGCCACCUCUGACCCCUGCCACCUCCAUACCACGGCAGAACCAAAAGAACAAAAAAAUCCUGCUGCCAUAAAUCUACUCAGAUAUGAGAUUUUGUGCCAGGUACCAAAGCCAGGACCGAAGAGAGUUCUGCUUAUUAUGGGUUUAUGAUCUGCAACACAAUGAUCAAAGAUUUUGGCACUUGCAAAGGCGAAUUGUCAACACACUGAAAACUGUUCAAGCCAUCUGACACACCUCUGUCUCCCUCUCUGAUAUCGUGGCUUCAUACGUCAUUAUGCAUCCGGCGUUUCUAUUUUCUUUAAUUGGAAUGUAACUUGUCUGUUCACAUGUCAACAAGUGGUAAGAGCGUCCCUCGUUGCAUGUGUUGUGGAAAAUGUUCUUGUCACCGCCAAGUGUGGCUCAGGCCACUUCAGAGGGGCCACAUCGGAUUUCAAGCCACCUGUCCCUGUACGCACUGCAACACUGACGGAGCUCUCCCUUGCUGCUGCCAUUUGAACCUGAGGGCUAAUUUCAGCCUUGAUGGACUCUUUUUCCAUCACAGUGGGAUUGUGUUUCCUCAGGGGCGUUCGUCACAACUCAUCUACACAGGACAGUGAGAGGACAAACUGGGGUUAGUGGUCACCUGGGUUGGCCAUAAACCCCAAUACUGCCAUUUAUGGGUUUACAAGGGAAAUAGACAACGUGACAGUAAACAUGUUUGUCGUGUGAAAAUGACCAUUUAUGAUUAACAUUGUUGAAAUUCAUAACAGAUGGUCAAUCCUAUGGGUUAAUGAAGGCCUGAAUAUGUAUUGCAUUGUUGUUAAAGGACCAUACCAGUGAUUGUGCAUGUUUAGUGAAAUACCUACAAGAAAAAUACACAUCUGAUGUUGACCAUAGGUGCAGGUCUGAGGCAGUGAUGCAAAACCAUGAGAGAAAAACUUCAUUUUAAUUGCAAUAAAUCCACUUUGGGGGGAACAAACAGUGUGUGCCGACUUUUUGUUCAUCCCAUAGUGUAAUAUCUACAAAAUGCACAAAUUUCACAUUUCCGCUAAUCUUUUUCCAAAGCAAUCAACAUUUUGAAAUUUGAGUUAUCUUUUAGUAUCCCAGCAUUAUUGGCAAAAUUGUUUGUUGCCUGUAGCAAAAUCACUGGAAUGGUCCUUUCAGUGUCUGGAUUCACUCUGCAGUGUUGUUUUACUGAGCUCUUUGGCAUUGCUUGGGUCACCUUGACACAGUCAGCCAAAUGCUUUGGCGUCACAACAGCAAGGACAUUAUUGAAACACACAACUUAGUUUGGAUAAUUUAAGAAUUAUUAGCACUUUUAUAUCAAAAAUAGAUCCUAAACUGGUAAACUAAUCAUAAUAUAAUAUAUA